ACUACAAUCUCUUGGAUCCUCAAAUUUGUCCCAAUUUUCCCCUACAAACAAAUCCCUAAUCUCCUCGCCUAAUUCUAUAUAAUUACAAUCUAUCCACAGCUAAACCCACCAAGAAUCCCCCACUAAUCAGCUCGUCCGUCGUCACUCUGCCCCCCGCCGUCGCAAAAAAGUUGAUGAAGUCGGAUUCCAAAUUAAUCGCCGCCGGUGCAGAGAACCUGCAGGAGCCGCCGUGGCACCAGAAAGCGGGCGGCGGCGGGAACGGGACGAAAUCGGCGGUGGUAACAUGCUCCGUCUCCAAAUUAACCUUCUUCUCCCUCUUCUUCCUAAUCUCACUCCCUUACUUCUUCUACUCCCUCCGCUUCCCCAAUUACUGCAACCUCGCCUCCAUCCACCUCCCCUCCGCCGUCAACAACGACUCCACGGCGGCGGCGGAAGCAAAAACGUCACUCCGCCACAUAGUGUUCGGAAUCGCCGCCUCCGCCCGGCUGUGGGACCGGCGGAAGGAGUACAUCAAGCUGUGGUACCGCCCGGAGACGAUGCGGGGCGUCGUCUGGAUGGACAAGGCUCCGCCGCGACCGGCGGCAGCGGACGACCGCCGCCGUCUGCCGCCGAUCAGAAUCUCCGGCGACACGUCGGGGUUCGAGUACAGGCACGCGAAGGGGGACAGGUCGGCGAUCCGGAUAUCGAGGGCGGUGUCGGAGACGCUGCGGCUGGGGAUGAAGGACGUGCGGUGGUUCGUGAUGGGGGACGACGACACCGUUUUCGUGGCGGAGAAUUUGGCCGGUGUUCUGGCCAAGUACGACCACAGGGAGUGCUAUUACAUCGGGAGCAAUUCGGAGAGCCAUCUGCAGAACGUCAUGUUCUCGUACGCGAUGGCGUACGGCGGCGGGGGUUUUGCGAUCAGCUACCCGCUGGCGGUGAAGCUGGCGGCGAUGCAGGACCGGUGCCUGGGGAGGUAUCCGGCGUUGUACGGCUCCGAUGAUCGGAUUCAGGCUUGUAUGGCGGAGAUUGGGGUUCCUCUCACCAAGGAGCCGGGUUUCCAUCAGUUGGACGUGUACGGGAACGCGUUCGGCCUCCUGGCAGCCCACCCAGUAACGCCGUUACUCUCCCUCCACCACAUCGACGUCAUCGACCCGAUCUUCCCCAAAGCCAGCCGCCUCCAGUCCCUCCACCGCCUCGCGCUCCCGAUGUCGCUGGACCCCGCGGCCCUCAUGCAGCAGUCCAUCUGCUACGACAGCAGACGGCGCUGGACGGUCUCCGUCUCGUGGGGCUACGCCGUCCAGAUCGUGCGUGGCACCGUCUCCCCGCGGGAGAUGGAGAUGCCCGUCCGCACCUUCGUCAACUGGCACAAGAAAGCCGACUACAGGGGCUACGCCUUCAACACCCGGGCCGUCCACCCCAACUCGUGUCAGACGCCGUUUGUGUAUACGUUGUCGCCGUCGCCGUCGAAUAAUGAUAGCGUGGUGUACAGCUCGACGACGGGGGAGACGACGAGCCGGUACGUCCGUUCACGGGGAGAGAAUCCCAAGUGCAAGAGCUGGAAGGUUGAGGAUCCGUCCGGGGUCGACCGGGUCGAGGUUCAUAAGAGGCCCGACCCAAACUUCUGGGACAAGGCACCAAGGAGAAACUGUUGCAGAGUACUGCCCUCCAAGAAGAGAAGAACGAUGGUGAUUGAUGUGGGGGAGUGUAGAGCAAAUGAAGUUGUGGAAUUGCGAUGAUAAUUUUUUUUUUUACUGAAAUCAGUUAGAAAAUAAGAAGUAUAGAAGAAGAAGAAAGAAAAGAAAGAAAAAAAAGAACCAACUACUGUUUUGUAGUGAUCAAUUGAUUUUUUAUUAGCUUAAGAAAAUUGAUUGUUUAUUAGUUCAAUUUUUAUACGGUGGAGCUGUGGAAGAACCGGAAGAUGCUUGGCUUGUGAAUACGAGGGACGAGAAAGAGGAGAAGAGAAGAUAAGGGUUGGAAGAGAUUAGACUAAUUCUUCUGUAAGAUGUUUCCUAGCUCAUAUGCAAACACAUAGCUCCGGUUGGAAAAAUGACAAAUUCCCCAAUUUUAGGAAUCAAAUUCGAAUUGAAAGAUGAACAAUUCGACUCCAUUUGGUCCGAGAGUUGGUUCUAGACUAAGACUGCAAAUUUCCUAAUUUGAUUUCGUUGAAAUUUUCUAAUUUCAGGAACCAAAGUCGUAUCGAAAGAUGAAUGGUUCAAUUUGAUUUAAGAAUUGAUUCGAUCUGAUUCUAUCCCGUACAGACCGAAUCGUAGCUCAUCGAUAAUGCAAACUCCUUAGUCCCUACGCUGUCUUUACCUUUUAAUUAGGGUAAUGUCUAUUUUGUAACCAAAACCUUUUUCAAAUUCUUUUAUAUUACCCAAACCUAUCGAAGUACUAAGAAUUAGCCAAAUGUUAACUUUCAGUCAGCAAUUUUGUUAGUGAUAUUGACUUGGCAAGAUGAUAUUGACUUGGAAGAGACAGAUGAUGGUCAACAUUCCAAAACUUUAGCAUUUUAACUAAGAAAAGAGUUAUAAAAUUAUUAACGAUAACAUAAAAAUGGUUAAUAUUUUUUAUGUUUUAUGAAAUAUUUGGCUAAUUAAUAGAAUUUUAAUAGGUUUGAAUAAUAUAAAAGAAUCUGAAAAAAAGUUUGGAUAAAAAAUAGACCUUGUCCAUUUAAUUAAAUGUAAUUUUCUGA
Linum trigynum is the source of this 2674-nucleotide messenger RNA. The record is from the annotation of a GenBank genome assembly. Lineage: Eukaryota; Viridiplantae; Streptophyta; Magnoliopsida; Malpighiales; Linaceae.